This is a messenger RNA of Cyprinodon tularosa, 1777 nucleotides long. Its product is annotated as L-threonine ammonia-lyase. Bases 164 to 1753 code for a protein of 529 amino acids. The transcript has 11 exons. Gene Ontology annotation, molecular function: L-serine ammonia-lyase activity; threonine deaminase activity. Lineage: Eukaryota; Metazoa; Chordata; Actinopteri; Cyprinodontiformes; Cyprinodontidae. The record is from RefSeq and is a predicted model, not a curated record. Gene Ontology annotation, biological process: L-threonine catabolic process; L-serine catabolic process.
CACCAUGUGUCCAUUGGUAAUCCGCUCUUAAAUAACUCUGGGGCAGGGACAGAGUGUGGGAGCCCAGGCAGGGAAAUAACAGCAGUCAGUGUCCCGUUGUCCCUCGGACACACAGUAGUCAGGGCAGGAGAGGGAUUCAGCAUCCAGGAAGCUUGCAGUCAGGAUGAACUUUGCUGCCCAGUUAUUCUACACCAGCUACCUGAGCGAGCGACUGGAACGUUUGUUCUCACCAAGACCUGCGAUUAAAGACAGCGAGGAAAAUGACCCCUUCUGGGAGAGAGAAGAAUUACGUCUGGGUCCCAGUCAGCCUGGCACGUCUUACAAACCCGUCUGUAACGGCACCGUGGGCCGCCGAUCUACUCUCAUCGAACCAGAGCGUCUCAAAGACUUUGGCGAGGAGGAACUUCUCAAUGGAGACGUUAGGUUCUACGAAACCAAAGUGGUUGCAGCUCCUGAAAUAAAGCUGAUGGAUCCCCCGAAAACCAGAAGAAUGAGUGAGUUCAGGACCGUUCCCAGACCUCCAGCUCAGUAUCUACGCUUUGAGGACAUCAAUGCAGCAGCCUUCAGGAUCCAGUCGGUGAUACAGAAAACACCUUGCACGUAUUCCAGGCUUUCCAAACAGUAUGGGAUGGAGAUCUUCCUGAAGAAGGAGCAUCUGCACUACACGGGCUCCGUGAAGGAGAGAGGAGUGCUGUACCUGCUCACCUCCCUCACACAGGAGCAGCAGAGGAAGGGUGUGAUCGUGGCCACUGACUGUAGCUUUUCCAUGGCCGUGGCUCACCAUGCAGUGGAGCUGAAGAUUCCAGUGUUCGCCAUCAUGCCGUCAAGCUGCUCUUCUCCACGUCUGCGGACCUACAGGGACUACGGAGCGAUGGUCAUCUCGUAUGGCGGCACCAACCAUGACUCCCAAAACCACGCCAGACAUCUGGCCAAAGAGAACGGAUAUCUUUAUCUGGAAGAGGAUGAAAAUGCAGCUUAUCUAGCAGGACUAGGAACUGUGGGGAUGGAGAUCUUUGAGCAGGUUCCCAAAGUGGAAGCAGUGAUUCUUCCUGCAGCAGGACAGUAUGGACUUCUAGCCAGCACCGCUGCAGCCAUCAAACACCUCAACCCUCAGACUAUUGUUAUAGGAAUUGAAACAGAAGGCUUCCCUCUACUGCUGCAAUCCCUGAAAACAGACGCCCCAAUCAAAAACAUGCACGGCAACCCCAAUACGAAACUGUAUGGAGAUUUUACUGAGCGCUCGCUUGGGGAAAAUACCUUCCAGUUGGCCAAGAAACUGAUUGACAAGAUUAUACCUGUCAGUGAAGAAGACUCUCUGGUGGCCAUGCUGCGAUUUCAGGAGGUAGAGCACUCCACAGUGGACACUGUGGGAGCCAUGGGACUGGCUGCCAUAUUGGCAGGGCAACUACCAGAACUGAGAGGGAAAAAGGUGGUUGUUUUGGUGAGCAGUGCUAACAUGGAGCCAGACCUGCUGAGGCAGUGUGUGGACCGAGCUUUGGUGUUGGACGAGCGGGUCAGUAAGUUCUCUGUGCAGCUGGGAGAAUGGCCAGGAGACAUGGCCAAGCUGCUGGACGUACUGUCCAGAGAGGAUGUGAGAUUAUUGGAUGUCUGCCAUCGCAGACACAGUGACAAGUCAGAUGUCUUCAAAGCAAAGGUGGAAUGUGUGGUGGAAACCAGGGAUAAGACACAAAGUGCUCAGCUGCGCAAGACGCUGAAUGAGCGCUACCCUUCGAUAUGCUGGCUGGACCGGUGAUCUAAACACUACAAGCACAAACCA